This is a messenger RNA of Danio rerio (zebrafish), 2623 nucleotides long. RefSeq names its product macrophage expressed 1, tandem duplicate 1 (gene mpeg1.1). Gene Ontology annotation, cellular component: phagocytic vesicle membrane. The record is from RefSeq and is marked provisional. Lineage: Eukaryota; Metazoa; Chordata; Actinopteri; Cypriniformes; Danionidae.
AUUAGUGCAGGAGACAGCAAAACACCCAUCUGGCGAUCAUGAAGUCAAGAGCAUUUCACCUGCUGAUGCUCUGCUGUUUUAUCAGUGUCUGCAACCUGCAUCCACUUAUUCGUCCUAAUAAUGGACUGCGAUUGUGCCGCAAAAACUCAAGUUUGACAGCACUGGAGGUUCUACCAGGCGGAGGAUGGGAUAACCUGCGCAACAUAGACAUGGGCAGAGUGAUGAAUCUGAGCUAUUCUCAGUGUCAGACCACAGAAGAUGGAGUCUAUCUCAUUCCAGAUGAAGUCUUUGUCAUUCCACAAAAAGUGAGCGGAGUGGAGACAAACUCAGAGAUCAUCAUGUCGUGGCUGGAACAGAAAAGCUCAACUUCAAGCUCCGUUAAUGCUGAUGUUUCCUUCUUCUCAGUACUCAAUGCAAAAUUCUCCACAGAAAACCAGCGCAUGAAGACCCACCAAGUGAAAGAGGGUUCUGUUACAGCACGGGUUCAAGUCCGUAACCAUCUGUACACAGUAAAGGCGUAUCCUGACUUCACUCUGGACUCCCGCUUUGCAAAACAGGCAGAAGAAAUCGCUGACGCCAUUGAAAACAAUCAAACACGUCAUGCUAAUUAUUUGUCAGAGAAACUCGUACUUGAUUACGGCACCCAUGUCAUCACAAGUGUUGAUGCUGGAGCCACAUUGGUGCAAGAAGAUUAUUUAAAAAUGUCUUAUAUCUCCAACAGUCAGUCAGACAAGUCUUCUGUUUCAGCAUCAGCCGGCGCUAACUUCUUUGACAAAGUUAAAUUUGAUAUUGGUGGGAAUACCUCCCAAGGCAGCUCUCAAAGCAGUAGUUAUCAGGGCAACAUCACCUAUUCUUUAAUUCAGAGCCACGGAGGAGCUUUAUUCUACCCAGGCAUCACUCUGCAGAAGUGGCAACAAAGUACGCUCAAUAAUCUGGUGGCAAUUGACCGCUCUGGGCUGCCGCUGCACUAUUUUCUUAAUCCAUCAACAUUCCCAGACCUCCCAACACCAACAGUGAACAAAUUGGCUUCAACAGUGCGUAAAGCAGCAGAGCGUUACUAUAAAGUGAACACCAUUCCAGGUUGUGUAAAUGUGGAUUCCCCAAACUUCAACUUUCAGGCAAAUGUAGACGAUGCAUCUUGUGAGGGUCCGAUCACCAAUCUUAGCUUUGGUGGCAUUUACCAAAGAUGCACUCCACUGACUCCAGAUGGAAACAUCAUCUGUGAUGAAACAGCACAGAAAAACCCAGCCACCGGUGGUUAUUCUUGCCCUCAACAUUACAACACCACCUUGUUACACUCUGAGAUAGUGGAAAAAGGCUUUAAUCAUUAUGAAUGCCACACCCACUGCCAUUCCUGUGGUUUCUUAGGGUUGUCUACUUGUUGUGACAAAACAUGUGGUGAUUCUUACCACGUCCGUCGUGCUAAACUUGAAACGCUCUGGUGCUCUUCAACACAUAAAACCCCUGAGAACUCUGGAUAUCUCUUUGGAGGUCUGUUUGGACCAGGCAUCCAAAACCCAUUGACCAAAUCCAGCAGUUGUCCUCCAAGUUACUUCACCCAACGCUUCUUGUCUAAUGGCAUGAUGAUUUGUAUGAGCAAUGAUUAUGAGAUUGGAACAAGAUUCUCAGUGCCAUUUGCUGGGUUUUUCAGUUGUCAAUCUGGCAACCCUCUUUCAAAUGGUCAAUCUCGCUGUCCGCCUCAGUUCAGCCAACAUCUCGCUGCCAUCAGUGAUGGCUGUCAGGUUUUGUACUGUGUCCAGUCUGGUGUGUUCAGUGGUGGUCAUUUAAAACCAGUUCGUCUUCCACCGUUCACAAGACCACCAGUGGUCGGCAUGAUUGCGACAAACACAGUGGCUGUAAUGACAGAAGGUGAGCGUUCUUGGGUGAGAGUUGGAGAGACUAAAAUGUGGCGAUUGGCAAAGCCUGGUGACAUUAAACAAAUGCAAUCAAUACUCGAUGCCUCUGAGAUGUCUGGAGGAAAAAAGGCUGGAGUAGCCAUUGGUAUAAUAGUCCUGGUUGCUCUCGUUGUCGCAGGCACUGUGGUUAUAAUGAAAAGAAGAAAUAGGUUCUCUAGUCUAAAGCUGAACAGAGGUUAUGAAGAGAUUAGUGAGGGACGAAAUGAGAGCAGUGUUGAGAUUGAACAAGAGCAGAAUGAAGCUGCAAAUGAAAACCCCAAUCAACAACUACUCUCAUAACAGUCGUUUUAAGAUCAACGUCCAGAGACUUAUAGUUAAACUUCAUAACAUUUUAAUGAAUAUUAGAAGUAUAGUGAUUACUAAAAGUUGUCUGAAUUGUCUAAAUGUUGUCUUGCUUUACAACCAACAGUUGAAACAAAGAAAAAAAAAAUGUUUCUAUUAAAUGUCUCUGUCAUUAUAAAAAUAUAAAAAUGAUUUAGUUAAAUAUGAGGAAAGACUGUAUAAAGUAUGUUUUACUACAUACGUGUAAGUGUUAUAUAUUUUUUGUUUUGAAACAAGUGUUCAUUACUCUGAAAUGAAUUAGUUUUGGGGAAUCUAUGAAUUAUAGGUUUAAACGCAAAAUUAUUUUCAAUGGAUUUAUACUUUUUUUCCCCAAAUUUAUGUAGAUCGGUGUGCUUUUUCUGACUAAUAAAGAGUUCUUGAGCAUA